Messenger RNA from Adineta ricciae, 681 nucleotides. NCBI's taxonomy places the organism in Eukaryota, Metazoa, Rotifera, Eurotatoria, Adinetida, Adinetidae. The record is from the annotation of a GenBank genome assembly.
AUGCUACCAUCACUUCGUGUUCGUCAAUACAGCAUCUCUUCAACGCCAUUGUGGAAUGCUGAAGUUGUUACAUUGACAAUUGAUAUACUGAACACUCCUGCAUUGAGUGGAGUAGGACAGCAUAUUGGUGUAGCAUCGAAUUAUUUAGGAAAUUUGAAAGAAGGUGAUCGAAUCAGUUGUGCCGUUCGAACGAGUAAUGCUCGAUUUCAUCCGCCAGAAGAUACGAAGAUACCCAUGGUGUUGAUUGCAGCUGGAACUGGCAUUGCACCAUUUCGCGGUUUUAUUCAGGAGCGAGCAGCACAAUUAGUAUGUGGCAGAAAAGUUGGACCAACCGUUGUUUAUUAUGGGUGGCGAUCGCAGGAUGAUAACUUAUAUUUUGAUGAACUCGAUCAAUGGUCCAAACUUGGCGCUGUUAAACUACGAAUUGUUUUUUCUCGUCAAACGGUCAGUGAGAAAAGAUAUGUACAAGAUUUAUUAUGGGAAGAUCGGGAUGAGAUUAAGAAUUUAUAUUGUAAUGGUGCACGUUUUUAUACAUGUGGAAGUGCAAGGAAAGUCGGUGCAUCCGUGAAAACGUGUUUUGUUAAAAUCAUUCAAGAUGUUAAACAAUGCGAUGAAGAGGAAGCAUCAAAGAUUUUAGAAGAAAUUUCUCAGGAUCGAUACAGUGUUGAUGUUUUCACAUGA